GGUGGAGCAAGCAGAUGCAACUAGUCAGAUAAAAAGGUGUUUGGAGCGGUGGAGCGACUAUUUGAGACCGGCAAAAGGGGCGACAUGCUGCCGUGCACCGGGACCAUGCAGAGCUCCAGGCUGCUCAGCGGGGCGCUCCUGUGCGCACUGCUGCUGCUCUCCAGCGCCGCUGGAGCCGAAGUGUUGGACUCCGAGUCCGAGGAGGAGCUGAGCCCCAGAGCCCUGCGCGACUUCUACCCCAAAGGUCCGAACCUGACCAGCGAGAAGCAGCUGCUCGGAGCUCUCCAAGAAGUUUUGGAAAAGCUGCAGGCUAAACGGCUGCCGUUAUGGGAAAAGAAAUUUGGCCAAGUCCCAACGUGUGACAUCGGGGAGCAGUGCGCCGUGCGGAAAGGCGCUCGAAUCGGCAAGAUGUGCGACUGUCCCCGGGGAGCUUUCUGCAACUUCUUCCUGCUGAAGUGCUUAUGAGCCUCUCCGGAUCUGAAUGUAGCACUGAGACAGAGGGAAAACAAAUUCGCACUCUAUUUCUCUGUAAUUACUAUCAUAUUUUUUAUGAUGCCGUUGAGGAGCAGGUGGCUGUCCAACCCUUACAAAAAAGAGUAUUGUGUGAUAUGUAUAUAUUUUCAAAGUAUAUAUUAUCAAAGAAAAAUCCUAUAAAGAGUCUGUGUAAGGAUGAUGGCGAUGGAUUGAAGAUGAGCCACAAAGUACCAUAAAGCUCCUGUAAAUACUCCCAACCACUUUAUGUCAGUAGGAAAAGCACAGGAUGCGUGUUGUGAUGUAGGAGUUAAGGCAUAACCCACCCUGCACAAUUAACCCACCCGAGGACCACAUACACGCUGUAAAGUCUCAGCAGCAAUAUUAUGGGAAUACUGUAGUGAUUCUUCACCUGGGCUAGUCCGGUCUGUCUCUCGACCCUGGUCUGUUUUGUUUCAGAUGAAUGUUUUGUGUAUGACUCAUGAUUAUAACAAUAAACUGUGGAUCAUCUUGUUUUGU
Oreochromis aureus is the source of this 990-nucleotide messenger RNA. RefSeq names its product cocaine- and amphetamine-regulated transcript protein (gene cart3). Lineage: Eukaryota; Metazoa; Chordata; Actinopteri; Cichliformes; Cichlidae. Gene Ontology annotation, biological process: cellular response to starvation; positive regulation of MAPK cascade; adult feeding behavior. Bases 85 to 465 code for a protein of 126 amino acids. The record is from RefSeq and is a predicted model, not a curated record. The transcript has 3 exons. Gene Ontology annotation, molecular function: neuropeptide hormone activity.